Malania oleifera is the source of this 897-nucleotide messenger RNA. Its product is annotated as glutathione S-transferase-like. The record is from RefSeq and is a predicted model, not a curated record. Gene Ontology annotation, molecular function: glutathione binding; glutathione transferase activity. The coding region runs from base 1 to 897 and encodes 298 amino acids. Gene Ontology annotation, cellular component: cytoplasm. NCBI's taxonomy places the organism in Eukaryota, Viridiplantae, Streptophyta, Magnoliopsida, Santalales, Ximeniaceae. The transcript has 5 exons.
AUGGGGGCUUUGAAGGUUCACGGUCCCACAUUUACCACAAGCACCAUGAGAGUUGUGGCUUGCCUCUGCGAGAAAGGCCUCCAGUUUGAGCUCCUCCCCGUCGACAUGAGAACAUACCAACACAGGUCCCAACCUUUUCUCUCUCUCAGUCCAUUUGGUAAACUCCCAGCCUUCGAAGACGGAGAUCUGAAGCUCUUUGAAUCAAGGGCAAUUACAAAGUACAUCGCACACGAGUACAACGAGGAUGGGACCCAGCUGGUGUGUGACGACCCCAAAAAGAUGGCCAUUAUAAGAGUGUGGAUGGAGGUGGAGGCUCACCACUUCGACCCGGCAGCGGGCGAGCUCACAUUUGAGCUAGUCGUUAAGCCUAUUUUAGGCUUGGCUAUCGACUCAGUUGUGGUGGAGAAGAAUGAGUCGAAGCUAGCUAAAGUACUGGACGUGUACGAGGCUCGGCUGGCUCAGUCCAAGUACUUGGGUGGAGAACGUUUCACCUUGGCUGAUCUGCACCACCUCCCAUGCAUUGAAUUCUUAAUGGGGACACAUGUGAAGGAACUAUUCAAGUCACGCCCCCACGUGAACGCAUGGUGUGCCGAUAUCACGGCUCGCCCCUCUUGGUCAAAGGCCCUCGCAUUGCGCAAGAGAUGGACCCUAGAGGGAAGAAUGAAGAGGUUGAAGGAAGAGAUGACUCGGAAGGGUAUAGUUCGUCAGGUUAAGGCAGAGAUGAAGCGGGAUCCUAGAGAGCAGAAUUGCCCAUCUGUAGAUGAGGGUUGUAGCAUCAAGGAGUUCAUUAGAUUGAACCCUCCAACUUUUGAGAGAGGACUUGAUUCAGUGGCUACAGAGAACUGGGUUCAAGAAAUUGGGGAGAAAAUGGAAAUACUUGGCUGCAUGGACGAGUAG